Penicillium brasilianum is the source of this 1515-nucleotide messenger RNA. The record is from the annotation of a GenBank genome assembly. Lineage: Eukaryota; Fungi; Ascomycota; Eurotiomycetes; Eurotiales; Aspergillaceae.
GGAGGACAGCCUUGGAGAUAGCCAAUAUCUCAGUCCGACAAGACGUACCAAAGACCGCACCUGGAAGGCGGUAUCGCGUUGCAAGUUGGCCACGGACAUGAUGAUCGACGAAGAGGAUUGGCGGACGAUAAACUUGAAAGGUUGAGUCAAGAAUCACCGAUCGAGGCUCGGAUGUUACAAGGUUGAGUGCGCAAUCACGGGCAUCAACGGUGUCAACGGAGGUGGCGGUUCAGGAUUCCCGCGGAGUCACGCAGCGCUGUGGAAUCAAGCGAAUAUGCUCAAAUCAAGCCGAUAAUAACCAGAUCGAUAUCUGAUAGAGAGCAGACCACUUUCGGGCUUGGGAGACACGGAGUGGCGAAGGGCAGCGAGAGUUAUGUUCCCCGGACGAUGCGCAGGGCGGGAAAUUCUUUUGCGUUUCGGAGGGCCAAUGACGGAGUUACCGGGGCCGAGCUUCUGCGCUCCACGUUUCUUCUGCUUCAAUCGCAGUCGCUCCCCACACCCAACAGCUGCGUCAACGUGUUAGCCUGCACAGCUUGACUGAUCGAAGUUGAGCAAUCCCAUACUGCCUAUUUACCAUCAUAUCAUGGCCCAGAUUCCAACGCCACCGCCGUCACGUCCAGGCUCGGAAGCCCCCGACCAUGUCCCAAAGCCCGCGGAAGCUUCGUCAGAGCUGUUGGAUUCGUUGGAUGUCCUGCUGGGGCGGUAUUUGCAUCUGCUGGAUCGACAGCAGGAGUUGCAGUCAGGAUUGUCGAAGCAGUUAUCUUCGGGCUUUCUUUCUUUGGCCCAUGCAAACUACACUUGUCCUCCCGGCCGACGAUAUGGUGCGGACUAUUAUGAUGAGCGGAUGAAAGCUACCCGCAAGAUAUCUAUUCAUGCGCAAUCUGAAGUGGAUGAUACCGAACAUACGACAGAGGAGCAGAAUGAUGUCGAUAGCCGUUCCUCGGGCGAAUUCGAAUACAAAUUCAGCCUAGAGAAGGUUGAUAACCGUCCGGCCGAAGAGCAUCCCGACGAUGCCGAGACAGACGCAAAGGACGAACCCUCGACAGAAGCUACAGAGCCCGAGGUAUCAAUGACCGGCACGACCGCCCCUGCAAGCGAAACCGACACUCCAGUUUCUCAAGAUCCAGAUGCGGAACCUCCAGCACCGAAAGAGACCAAGAAAGUUCGCAAGAAGUUCCGCUCCAACGACCCGAUCUACUGGUACGGCAUCCUAGUGCCGCCGUCUCUUCGCACCGCCCAAAAGUCCUUUACGGAAGCUAUACAAACCCAAGUGCCCAAUUUGGUGGGCACAAUUGUGGAAAUGCGCGCGUUAGAACAGAAGAUUACCCAGGUUCGGACCAAGCUGGGGAGCAGCAAUUCCAAGGCAACCAGUACUGAAUAGUCAGUCGUAGAGCUUGGGUGACUCAAAUUUGAGGUUGCCCAUCACUGCCGCGAUUGCGACAAGGCGGCCUUUUUUCGGAGCCUUUCUAUCCUGUAUACUCCGUACUUUAAGAACAAUAACUCCUUAGCGGUCGG